AUGGAUCUCUUCUGUAAGUGCAUGGAACCAAUUGACAAGUGUUUAAGAGAUGUUAUGAUGGACAAGAGAAGUGUCUAUGAUAUUGUACUCGUUGAUGGUUCACAAGAAUUCCCAAGUGAUGAGGGUAGUGAGAAGGUUCAGGAUCUUCUCCUACUUAAUGUCACCCCAAUCUCUUUCGUAUUGAAAAUUGUUGGUGGGGUUAUGAUAGUUUUGAUCCCUAGGAACACUACAAUCCCAACAAAAAGAAAGAAAAAGUUUGCUCAACCUAUUCUAACAACUAGCCAGGUGUUUUGA
Molecule: messenger RNA, 294 nt
Organism: Sphenostylis stenocarpa
Lineage: Eukaryota; Viridiplantae; Streptophyta; Magnoliopsida; Fabales; Fabaceae
Source: the annotation of a GenBank genome assembly